Messenger RNA from Calypte anna (Anna's hummingbird), 10536 nucleotides. RefSeq names its product acetyl-CoA carboxylase alpha (gene ACACA). The record is from RefSeq and is a predicted model, not a curated record. Gene Ontology annotation, biological process: fatty acid biosynthetic process. The coding region runs from base 1437 to 8306 and encodes 2289 amino acids. Gene Ontology annotation, molecular function: ATP binding; acetyl-CoA carboxylase activity; metal ion binding. The transcript has 54 exons. NCBI's taxonomy places the organism in Eukaryota, Metazoa, Chordata, Aves, Apodiformes, Trochilidae.
CUUGCCCUGCUCGCUCUCGUCUCUGCUGUCUGGUGAUGAGAUUUAUUUCCAGUGUUCUGCCUGCCUCACUGCCAGCGUGUGUCGCUGUCCCCUCCUGUGACAAUGCUCGGAGAAACCGGAUCCGCACAGAAUUGUUUGUCUGCACUUUAUCAGACACAUGGCACUCGCUGCCCCUCCUUGCUCAUGUUGCCUGGACUAUUCUUGGUUCCCUAUCUCCUGCCCUGACCUCACCUUGCCCCUCGGGGCUCCAGGGUGCACAUUAUCAUCACGUUAAGGUGACACUUCUCUGGGAACUGCCUCCCUUUUUGCCUGCCCCCCUCCUAGGUGCUGGCACGGCUUCUGCUCCAUCUCCUGGACUUGUCAGGAGUUUGUGUGUCUGUCAGAUAAAGGCUGUGCUACCUGGAUGUGGCUCUGUGCUGGGACAGACCUUCAUGUCCUCAAACUUAAAAAUGUAAUCCAAUUACUCUGGCUGGUUCCAAUCCAUGUGUGUGUGUCCUGGUGCAGUUGCUGCCCUUGCUUCUCCUCUAUUGGAGAAUAUUACCCCAAAAUUGGCAAUUCACAGGUUUGGGUGUGCUCAAUACUGAGCACUCUCCUUUCUCCAGUGAUGCUGCUGGACCCUGCAGUGCUGUAGCACUUUGCUUGUGAGGAUAUUUAUAAUUACAGCACUCGGAGUGAUCUCAGCUCCAGUUUAUAGAUGAAAAAAGACAGAAAACUGGCAGUGGAUUGUGCAGGCUCUCCCCAGCAGCUCUCUGGUCUCGUCUGUUGUCUCCCGUCUGGGUCAGCUCUGUGCUCUGUCUGCCUGUCCCAGCUGUGCCUCUCACUUGCUUUGCAGCCCUGGAAAUGCUUUCCUUGUCACCACCCCACCUCCCCUGAGAGUCUGACAUCCAUUUCUCCAUAUCGAGUCAGUUCUUCAGGCUCUCUGUGCCCCGGGGUUGCUGCUUUGCUCUGGCUCCUGCUCGGGGCAGUGCUGCAGGGCCGGGGAUGCUGGAGGAGCUCCGGGGGAAGCUGUGCAGCCUCUGCUUCCUCACCGACACCCCCCUGGCUGGGAGCUGCCCCGGUGGUGUCGGUGGUGGUGCAGCCCCGGGGCUGUGUGCUAAGCCUCAUUACGUAACCUGGAGAUCAUUUUCUCUCUUUCCUGAUCAGCUGCUUUGCUCUGAAUGCAGGAGGGGGAAGCUGCUCCCCUCUCUCUGCAUGCUGCGUCACAGGAAGAGUGACUGGGAGAGAGGGCUGGUGGAAAGCAAGGGACAAAGGUUAAGAGAUUGAAGCAAUCUGGGAAGUGCCACUGCUUCAAGGAGAACGCCAUGAGUGCAAGAGGCUCUUUGCAGCUUUCUCCUGCUGGGCUUUGAGCUGCAGUAUUGAAAAAAAUAAACUAGCAGCAGCUCCACUAGACGAGUCCUAAGCGAGCCCGAAAUCCUUAAUUCCUUCAGUGAGACAGCAUGGAGGAUUCUGCAGAGCAGAGUCAGGAAAUGAGAUACCACAUGCUGCAAAGGCCCAGCAUGUCUGGUUUACACCUUGUAAAGCAAGGCCGGGACAGGAAGAAAGUUGAUGUGCAGAGGGAUUUCACUGUGGCUUCUCCAGCAGAGUUUGUUACUCGUUUUGGAGGGAAUAAAGUUAUUGAAAAGGUCCUGAUAGCAAACAAUGGCAUUGCAGCAGUGAAGUGCAUGAGGUCCAUCCGGCGCUGGUCCUACGAGAUGUUUCGGAACGAGCGGGCCAUCAGAUUUGUUGUCAUGGUGACUCCUGAGGACCUGAAAGCAAAUGCAGAGUAUAUUAAAAUGGCAGAUCACUACGUCCCAGUUCCAGGAGGCCCCAACAAUAACAACUAUGCAAAUGUGGAACUCAUUCUGGAUAUUGCUAAGCGGAUUCCAGUGCAGGCUGUGUGGGCUGGCUGGGGCCAUGCAUCUGAGAACCCAAAAUUACCAGAACUUCUCCACAAAAAUGGGAUUGCUUUUAUGGGCCCUCCAAGCCAGGCAAUGUGGGCCUUAGGAGAUAAAAUUGCUUCUUCAAUCGUGGCUCAGACUGCGGGCAUCCCGACUCUUCCUUGGAGUGGCAGUGGUCUUCGGGUGGACUGGGAGGAAAAUGAUUUCCAGAAGCGUAUCCUGAACGUUCCUCAGGAACUCUAUGAAAAGGGCUAUGUGAAAGAUGCAGAUGAUGGCCUGAGGGCUGCUGAGGAGGUUGGCUACCCUGUCAUGAUCAAGGCUUCUGAAGGAGGAGGAGGAAAAGGAAUCAGGAAAGUUAACAAUGCAGAUGACUUCUCCAACCUCUUUAGACAGGUUCAAGCUGAAGUGCCAGGCUCUCCAAUCUUUGUCAUGAGGCUGGCCAAGCAGUCCCGGCACCUGGAGGUGCAGAUCCUGGCUGACCAGUACGGCAACGCCAUCUCCCUCUUCGGCCGCGACUGCUCCGUGCAGCGCAGGCACCAGAAGAUCAUUGAGGAAGCUCCUGCUUCUAUUGCCACUUCGGCGGUCUUUGAGCACAUGGAACAGUGUGCAGUGAAGCUUGCCAAGAUGGUGGGCUACGUGAGUGCAGGCACUGUGGAGUACCUGUACAGCCAGGAUGGCAGCUUCUACUUUCUGGAGUUGAAUCCCCGCCUGCAAGUGGAGCACCCCUGCACUGAGAUGGUGGCUGAUGUCAACCUGCCAGCAGCACAGCUCCAGAUUGCCAUGGGGAUUCCUCUCCACAGGAUCAAGGAUAUCCGGGUGAUGUAUGGUGUUUCUCCCUGGGGAGAUGGAGAUAUUGAUUUUGAGAAUUCAGCCCAUGUCCCCUCUCCUCGUGGCCACGUCAUUGCUGCACGGAUCACCAGUGAGAAUCCUGAUGAGGGAUUUAAACCCAGUUCUGGUACAGUUCAGGAACUGAAUUUCCGCAGCAAUAAGAAUGUCUGGGGCUAUUUCAGUGUUGCUGCUGCAGGAGGGCUCCAUGAAUUUGCUGAUUCUCAGUUUGGUCACUGCUUCUCCUGGGGAGAAAAUCGUGAAGAAGCCAUCUCGAACAUGGUGGUGGCUUUGAAGGAGCUGUCCAUCCGAGGGGAUUUCCGAACCACUGUUGAGUACUUGAUUAAACUGUUGGAAACAGAAAGCUUCCAGCAGAACCGGAUCGACACGGGCUGGUUGGAUCGGCUGAUUGCCGAGAAGGUUCAGGCUGAAAGGCCUGAUACCAUCCUGGGAGUGGUGUGUGGAGCUCUGCAUGUGGCUGAUGUGAACUUCAGAAACAGUGUCUCAAACUUCCUGCACUCUCUGGAAAGGGGCCAAGUGCUGCCUGCUCAUACUCUGCUGAACACUGUGGAUGUGGAGCUCAUCUAUGAAGGACGCAAGUAUGUGCUGAAGGUGACCCGGCAGUCUCCCAAUUCCUACGUGGUCAUCAUGAACAACUCCUGUGUGGAAGUUGAUGUGCAUCGACUGAGUGAUGGGGGGCUGCUCCUCUCCUAUGAUGGGAGCAGCUAUACCACCUACAUGAAAGAAGAAGUGGACAGGUAUCGCAUCACCAUAGGUAACAAGACCUGUGUGUUUGAGAAGGAGAACGACCCCUCCAUUCUGCGCUCCCCUUCGGCCGGGAAGCUCAUCCAGUAUGUGGUGGAGGAUGGGGGACACGUGUUUGCAGGCCAGUGCUUUGCAGAAAUAGAGGUGAUGAAAAUGGUGAUGACACUAACAGCAGGGGAAUCAGGCUGCAUCCAUUAUGUCAAACGCCCAGGGGCUGUCUUGGAUCCAGGCUGUGUGAUUGCCAAGCUCCAGCUGGAUGAUCCCAGCAGGGUUCAGCAGGCUGAACUGCACACAGGGGCCUUGCCACAGAUCCAGAGCACAGCACUUCGGGGAGAGAAACUCCAUCGCAUCUUCCAUUACGUCCUGGACAACCUGGUCAAUGUGAUGAAUGGGUACUGCCUGCCAGAGCCCUUCUUCAGCAGCAAGGUGAAAGGCUGGGUUGAGCGACUGAUGAAGACCCUGAGAGAUCCCUCUUUGCCUCUGCUGGAACUUCAGGACAUCAUGACCAGUGUUUCCGGACGGAUCCCACCCAAUGUUGAGAAGUCCAUCAAGAAGGAGAUGGCCCAGUAUGCUAGCAACAUCACAUCAGUUCUUUGCCAGUUUCCCAGCCAACAGAUUGCCAAUAUCUUGGAUAGCCACGCGGCCACCUUGAACCGCAAGUCAGAACGUGAGGUCUUCUUCAUGAACACCCAGAGCAUUGUGCAGCUUGUACAGAGGUACCGGAGUGGCAUUCGAGGCCACAUGAAAGCUGUGGUGAUGGAUCUGCUGCGUCAGUAUCUGAAGGUGGAGACUCAAUUUCAGCAUGGUCACUAUGACAAGUGUGUCUUUACCCUUCGGGAAGAGAAUAAAAGUGAUAUGAAUGCUGUAUUGAACUACAUCUUCUCACAUGCUCAGGUCACCAAGAAGAACCUGCUUGUUACAAUGCUCAUUGACCAGCUCUGUGGCCGUGACCCCACCUUGACAGAUGAGCUGAUUAAUAUCCUGACAGAGCUGACCCAGCUCAGCAAGACGACCAACGCCAAAGUGGCCCUGCGAGCACGGCAGGUUCUCAUUGCUUCCCAUUUGCCAUCCUACGAGCUGAGGCACAACCAGGUGGAGUCCAUCUUCCUCUCUGCUAUUGACAUGUAUGGACACCAGUUCUGCAUUGAGAACCUCCAGAAACUCAUUUUGUCUGAGACAUCCAUCUUUGAUGUGCUACCCAACUUUUUCUACCACAGUAACCAGGUGGUAAGAAUGGCAGCUUUGGAGGUGUAUGUGAGGAGAGCCUACAUUGCCUACGAGUUAAACAGCGUCCAGCACCGCCAGCUGAAGGACAACACCUGCGUGGUGGAGUUCCAGUUCAUGCUGCCCACCUCCCACCCUAACAGAGGGAACAUCCCCACGCUAAACAGAAUGUCCUUCUCUUCCAACCUCAAUCACUACGGGAUGGUCCAUGUAGCAAGUGUCAGUGAUGUGCUGCUGGACAACUCCUUCACUCCCCCGUGCCAGCGGAUGGGGGGCAUGGUCUCCUUCCGCACCUUUGAAGACUUUGUCAGAAUCUUUGAUGAAGUGAUGGGUUGCUUCUGUGACUCUCCUCCCCAGAGCCCAACCUUCCCUGAAGCUGGCCAUGCUUCCUUGUAUGAUGAAGACAAGACCUCCCGUGAGGAACCCAUUCACAUUCUUAAUGUUGCUAUUAAAACUGACAGUGAUGUUGAUGAUGAUGGGCUGGCAGCCAUGUUCAGGGAGUUCACACAAAGCAAGAAAUCAGUCCUGUUUGAACACGGGAUUCGGAGGCUGACUUUCCUUGUAGCACAAAAGGACUUCAGGAAACAGGUCAACUAUGAGGUGGAUCAGAGAUUUCAUAGAGAAUUCCCAAAGUUCUUCACGUUCCGUGCUCGGGAUAAGUUUGAGGAGGACAGGAUUUACAGGCACCUGGAGCCAGCUCUGGCUUUUCAGCUGGAGCUGAACCGCAUGAGGAACUUCGAUCUCACUGCCAUCCCCUGUGCCAAUCACAAAAUGCAUCUCUACCUGGGAGCAGCUAAAGUUGAAGUGGGAACAGAAGUGACAGACUACAGGUUCUUCGUGAGGGCCAUUAUAAGGCAUUCAGACCUGGUCACCAAGGAAGCCUCCUUUGAGUACCUGCAAAAUGAGGGAGAACGAUUGCUUUUGGAAGCCAUGGAUGAGCUGGAGGUGGCGUUUAACAACACCAACGUGCGCACAGACUGCAAUCACAUCUUCUUAAAUUUCGUGCCUACUGUCAUCAUGGACCCAUCGAAGAUCGAGGAGUCGGUGAGGAGCAUGGUGAUGCGCUACGGGAGCCGGCUCUGGAAACUCCGCGUCCUCCAGGCAGAGCUGAAGAUCAACAUUCGGCUGACACCCACAGGGAAGGCAAUUCCCAUCAGGCUCUUCCUGACCAAUGAGUCAGGCUACUACUUGGACAUCAGCCUGUACAAAGAGGUGACAGACUCCAGGACAGGACAGAUUAUGUUCCAGGCAUACGGUGAUAAACAGGGACCACUCCAUGGGAUGCUGAUCAAUACCCCCUACGUGACCAAAGACCUGCUUCAGUCCAAGAGGUUCCAGGCACAGUCUUUAGGGACAUCAUAUGUCUAUGACAUUCCUGAGAUGUUUAGGCAGUCUUUGAUUAAACUCUGGGGACAUAUGAACGACCACGCGUUCCUGCCGACACCGCCGCUGCCGUCUGACAUCCUGACGUACACUGAGCUGGUGCUGGAUGAUCAGGGCCAACUCGUGCACAUGAACAGGCUGCCAGGAGGAAAUGAGGUUGGCAUGGUGGCCUGGAAGAUGACUCUCAAGACCCCUGAGUAUCCUGAAGGCCGUGAUAUCAUUGUCAUUGGCAAUGACAUUACAUACAAAAUAGGUUCUUUUGGGCCUCAGGAGGACAUCCUGUUCCUGAGGGCUUCAGAGCUUGCUCGAACACAUGGCAUCCCCCGGAUCUAUGUGGCUGCCAACAGUGGAGCCAGGAUUGGUUUGGCUGAGGAGAUUCGGCACAUGUUCCAUGUAGCUUGGGAAGACCCAGAGGAUCCAUACAAGGGAUACAAAUACUUGUACCUGACUCCUCAAGACUACAAGAAAGUCAGUGCCCUGAACUCUGUUCACUGUGAACACGUGGAGGACAGUGGUGAGUCCAGGUAUAAGAUAACAGAUAUUAUUGGAAAGGAAGAUGGACUUGGAAUAGAGAACCUCAGAGGAUCUGGCAUGAUUGCUGGAGAAACAUCUUUAGCCUAUGACAGUAUUAUCACCAUCAACUUGGUUACAUGUCGGGCAAUUGGGAUUGGGGCUUACCUGGUUCGACUGGGGCAGAGGACUCUCCAGGUUGAGAACUCCCAUAUAAUCCUGACUGGCUGUGGAGCCCUCAACAAAGUGCUUGGGAGGGAAGUUUACACCUCCAACAACCAGCUGGGCGGGAUCCAGAUCAUGCACAACAAUGGAGUGACACACAACACCGUGUGUGAUGAUUUUGAAGGAGUCUACACUGUUCUGCAGUGGCUUUCCUACAUGCCAAAGAGUGUAUCCAGCCCUGUUCCUAUCCUCAAAGUCAAGGAUCCUAUAGACAGAACCAUAGACUUUGUUCCCACCAAGGCUCCCUAUGACCCUCGCUGGAUGCUGGCUGGGCGACCAAACCCAAGUCAAAAAGGACAGUGGCUAAGUGGUUUCUUUGACAAUGGCUCAUUCCUGGAGAUCAUGCAGCCCUGGGCACAGACAGUUGUGGUUGGCAGAGCAAGGCUGGGAGGAAUACCUGUAGGAGUCGUUGCCGUAGAAACCAGAACAGUGGAGCUCAGCAUCCCUGCUGAUCCUGCCAACCUGGACUCAGAGGCCAAGAUAAUCCAGCAGGCUGGUCAGGUGUGGUUCCCUGACUCUGCCUUCAAGACUGCUCAGGCUAUCAAUGACUUCAACAGGGAAGGGCUUCCUCUGAUGGUCUUUGCCAACUGGAGAGGCUUCUCUGGUGGAAUGAAAGACAUGUAUGACCAGGUGCUCAAGUUUGGUGCCUACAUUGUGGAUGGCCUGAGAGAAUACCAUCAACCUGUGCUGAUUUACAUCCCCCCCCAGGCAGAGCUGAGGGGGGGGUCCUGGGUUGUGGUUGACCCCACCAUUAACCCCCGUCACAUGGAGAUGUACGCUGACCGGGAGAGCAGAGGAGGAGUCCUGGAGCCAGAGGGGACAGUGGAGAUCAAGUUCCGCAGGAAGGAUCUGGUGAAGACGAUGCGGCGCGUGGACCCCGUCUACAUCCGCCUGGCUGAGAGGCUGGGUACCCCUGAGCUGAGCCCCGCGGAGCGGAAGGAGCUGGAGACCAAGCUGAGGGAGAGGGAGGAAUUCCUGAUCCCCAUGUACCAGCAGGUGGCUGUGCAGUUUGCUGACCUGCAUGACACACCAGGACGGAUGCAGGAGAAGGGAGCCAUCACUGACAUUCUAGACUGGAAAACCUCCCGUACCUUCUUCUACUGGAGAUUGAGACGUCUCCUGCUGGAAGAGAUGGUGAAAAAGAAAAUCCAUGAUGCCAACCCUGAGCUGACCGACGGGCAGAUCCAGGCCAUGCUGCGCCGCUGGUUUGUGGAGGCCGAGGGGACUGUGAAGGCCUAUGUGUGGGACAGCAACAAGGACGUGGUGGAGUGGCUGGAGAAGCAGCUGACAGAAGAAGAAGGCGUCCGCUCCGUCGUGGAUGAAAACAUCAAAUACAUCUCCAGGGACUACAUCCUGAAACAGAUCCGGAGCCUGGUCCAGGCCAAUCCAGAGGUUGCCAUGGAUUCGAUCGUGCACAUGACCCAGCAUAUAUCACCCACCCAGCGAGCAGAGAUUGUGCGGAUCCUCUCCACAAUGGAUUCACCUUCUUCAACGUAAGAGCAUCGAUUUCCCACACUCCCCCUGCCUGGUACAGUGGAGGAAAAAAAAAAAAAAAAAAGAAAAAAGAAAAGAAAAAGAAAAAAAAAAAAAAAAGAAGCUGCUCAGAAUUGCCCUUUGUCUGCUUGACUGCGACCACUGUACCGAGACGGGGAGGCUCAGGGAAAGGCUGGAAGAGUGACAUUUUUAUUUUCUCAAAUCAGACUGACCAGAGGAAGUGUGUUCUUUGGCCAGAGACACGAGGGAAAUGUACAAACACAAGCGCCUGCAGAACUGAGUUACAGCUGUCCAACUGGACCUUAUUUAUUUAACAAAGCGUGACUGGACCAACCUCGGGCUGCCACCCCAGCUGCGCCAGGCCAUGAAGGGUGCUCCAGCAGCACCCUGAGCCCUGGCAACAGCACAGCAGGGGCUCCUCUAAGUGACCCCCCCUCCCCGUGCCCCUGCUGACUUCUCUGCUCACCCCCCUGACAAGUGCCAACGUUUCCCUGUGGCAGCAGCCAAGGAUGGGCUCUGCCCCCCAGGAGUUGUCCCUCCUGUCCCUGUGUUCCCAGUGUCUCUUGUUACUGAGGAGUGGAGGUAAAACUGUGGUGAGGGUGGUGUGGCCAGAGCCGUUUCUGUGCCCUGGGCAGAUUGUGGGGAAGGCUUUGGAGCUUCCCAGGACUGUGAAGGUGGUGGGGCAGGAUUUUGGAAGCUAAAUCCCUGCUCGCUUUGUGCCCAGUUGCUUUAGAAGAGGUCAGUAACCUGUGUGAGAGGCCCUGCUAGGAGGAGGUAAAAGAGAAGACCAAAACCCAGCUGCUCAGCCAUGGCUGCUCUUCCUUCCCUAUUAUUUUGUGGGAUAACAGACAUGGAACAGCCCCACUGCUGUGCUUCUCCUUUUGCAGGAGCAGGUAACAGAAAGUGCCAGGGGAAGGGAGGGGAAAGGACAGAGUCACCCACACCACUGGGGCUUAAAGCUGCCAAAAAGCUGAGCAGAGCUUUCCUCCACCUCUGCCCUGGCUGGGAAGGGGAGCACCAGAGGCAGGAGAGAAGAUGGAAAUAUAAAAGACAAGGUAAUUGUGGGAAUCCCUGCCUUAGCACCAGCUGAUUCUUUUACCCAUCUCCUUGUCUCCUUUUUUCCUGAGCCAGGCUGCCCAGGGCACAGGGGUGGCAGCAGAGUUGCCCAGUCCCUGGGUUGUUGCUACACUUUUGUAUUUUCCUGGGCCUUCUGACCACAAUAACAGAUCAGAGAAGCUGGAAUGCUGGAGGGAAGCACAGUCACCCCCUAACGCACAGAUCCUGGUAUGGAACUUGGUCUAAACAGUACCAGAGAGCUUACACCAAUGAUUGUCUUAAAAGUAUUUCCGAUUUUACAGUUCCUUUUUUAGUAUAGUAUGUAUCAGAAUGGAUGUUUUUAUGAGUGAAUUAAUUAAUGAUGAUGCCAGUGCCUCACACCUGUACUGUUUCCUUCUGCACUGUAACACAGCCCCUGGUGUGGUGCCAGAGAUGCUGGUGUAGCACGGGGGUCCCUGCUCCCCUCCCUGGGGACAAGCAGCAGCAGCAGCACAACCCUGCCCGUGGCCAGCAGCACAGUGUCACCCGAAGGAUGAGCUAUUUCUUAAUAGUUAAGAACUUGAUUUGAUUUAAUAAUUUUUUUUUCCACUAGAGCCCCCUGAACAACCCCCAAAGAUGCUUUUACUUAUGCCAGUGAGGGCUGCAGCAAGACAGAGAAUGUCUCAGCCAGGCAGGACCAUUCUGGGGCAUCAUGGGCAGCUCAGGCUUCUCCUCCACUGCCACCAGGACUUCUCUGUGUGGUGGUGACACAGAGCUGUCCCUUACUAUGGGUGGCUGCAGGUGUUACAGGGAAUGUCCUGGUGCCCACUGCUCCGUUCCCUGGGGGUGGGAGCUCUUGCUGCCAAAGUCUCUUCCCUGCUGGGCAGGAGCAGCCCCCGUCUCACUGUUACAGGUGCUGGGGUGGGCACCACUUCACUUGGGGGUAAAGUAGCUCUAAAAAAAGCCCAGCUGUUGGGUGACAUCAGAGCUGCUCUGAAGUCAGAGUCCAGCCCUGGGAGGAGCCCUGGGGGGUCCACGCUGGCAGAAGCCACGGUGGCAGUGUCACCAUCCCCUCUCCCCCAGCCCCCCGGGGGGGUUUCCCAUGGGGCAGGGGAACCACCCUGGGUACAAACGGUUCUUGCUGGUGCUGAAGUAUUUCACUUACCUCAAUUUCUUUUAAUAAAAAGAACGAAUUACA